AUUCGCUUGCAGAGGUGGGGGGCGGGGGUGUAGAAGUGGCUGACUAGUGGGGUGUAGUGUGUUGAAUAACACCAGAAUACAACAGGCGAAAGCUGCAGCCUCCCGGUGCUCUCCCGUCACCACCACCACCACCACCACCACCACCACUAAAAUCACCGGUGCCAGCUGAGGACAGCCAACCGGGGAGGAGUUCGCAUAAGCGGACACCUGAGUGGAACGCCUCGGUGAAGGCGCGCCGGAGCUCAGCAGCCAGAUGAUGGACUCCCCCUCAGACCUUUUUGAUGACUCCACUGGCCAGAUCCACCAGCUUGCCCCCCCACUACGCUCCACAGACCUGCUCGGUGGACUUCCAGGACAGCCACAACUAACCACUUUCAGACCCCCCGGUUUUCCCGUCAUCCAGCAGCACCUCAUCCAGCCUCAUGGGGGACCUAGAAGGACCGGGGGUCUUCACCAGACGCAAAACAUUCCCUUGGCUUCGCUCAGGGGGGAAGAGAGAAAACUAGAUGGAGACAGACGAGAGCGGGAACACCAGAAGGUGGUUCCAAACGAUGACGAGGUUCGGAAGCGACUGUCCACCGAGUGGAGUCAAGACCUGGCCAGGGUAAAGAGGAUGAAGCUAGAAGGUCGGAUUGAAGAGGGGGGUGCGAGGCGAGGUGAAGGAGGUAGGGAGCUGAGGAUACGAAGGAGAGAGGAGCUGAAGGAGCAGCUGGAGGAGGCGAGGGAGAGACUCCAGGCCCUGCAGGAGAAAGUGCUGAGGGCCUUUGGGGAGAAGCACAUGGAAGAGGAGGAAAGAAUGUUUGAUGAAGAGGAGGAAGAUGCUGGAGGAGGGCUCCCUCUUCUCUCCACAUCCCCGUUUUCUAACUUUGACAAGCCAAGAGAAGAGAAGCAGAAAGACAAAGCGAGGACGGAGACAGGAAGAGGUGGCGUGAUGGAGGGAGUGGGGCUGUGGUUAGACUGGGAUGGAGGUGUAGAAGACAACGAUGAUGAAGGGGGGCAGAAGUUCGCUCAGGCCUUGAAGCUGCAGCUGGGCAGUGCCGUGGCCAGAGUCAUCGACCGCGUCCUUCAUCUUUACACCGAAACAUCCGAUUUGAGGCCUUCCUCUCCUCCGGCCGCCAUCUCAUUCCUCCCGUUGGAUGCAGCAGAGUCUGGGCGGGAGGACAAGGGGGCGUGGAUGGGACUCUUAACCAGAGUGGACGAGGUUGCAGGCCAGGAGGAGACGCCAGGAAGGAAGGAUGACGAAAGAGAGAAGCAGAAAACAAGCAGCUUGCCUCCACCUUGCAAUGAGCAGACAGAUUUGGCGUUGCCAUUGGUCACUCACAAGUCACCUGGCCCGCAGAAGGCCCGCCCACUUCUUGGCCCACCUUUAUCCAACCAGGCCAACCUCUCUCUACAUCACCCCGCCAUGCCUCGUCCCCCGCUUCUCUCCCACCCUCCUCUUUUACACACAGCAUCCCAAUCCAAGGACCCUUCCUCAUCUUCCUCUUCCUUCCCGCCCCCUCCCCCUCCCCCGCUGCCCCUCCCAAUGCUCCACUACUCCAUGCAGCAGCUCUUUUCCCGCUCCCUCCACCACACACAGCUGCCGCAUCUUCCGGCGUCCCGCAAGGACUUUCUCAAUUCUGACCCCUUCCUGGAGUUCCACUCACAUCCCUCCUUUCCCCCGCUGCCCCUACUGGGUCACCUGGGCCCCGCCCUCCUACGUCACGGCGGCGGCAGAGAGCGGGAGAGGGGGGUGAGGGGAGGGGGUGGGAUGGAUGGAGGAGAGCUUUACCUGACUGCUGGAGGAGUAAACGCCCAGGAGGGCUUGUCUCCCUGCCACCUGAAGAAAGCCAAACUCAUGUUCUUCUACACUCGUUAUCCCAGCUCCAACACACUCAAGACGUACUUCCCGGAUGUCAAGUUUAAUCGCUGCGUGACCUCCCAGAUGAUUAAAUGGUUCAGCAACUUCAGAGAGUUCUUCUACAUCCAAAUGGAGCGCUUUGCACGGCAGGCUGUCCGUGAGGCCCUGACACGGGACGGUGCACCUUGCUUGGGCAGAGAGAGUCAGCUCCGAGUGGGUCGGGACACAGAACUUUAUCGCAUACUGAACAUGCACUACAAUAAAAGUAACAUCUACCAGGUCCCAGAGCGGUUUAUUGAGGUGUCUGAGGUAGCCCUGAGGGAGUUCUAUUCAGCCAUCUGGACCGGCAGAGACAGCGACCCCUGCUGGAAGAAAGGAAUAUAUAAAAUCAUCUGCAAGCUUGACAGCGGUCUGCCGGAUGCCUUCAGAAUGCCUGGUUGUCCAGUUGGCUGAGCAAGUAAUUAUGAGUACAACAUAUGAGCACACAUGAAGACAUGCUGCAGUCACUAUGAGACAGGUUGUUUACACGUGUACCUUACUUACUCUAGCCUCUGUGUAAUUUUUGGUUUUAGUGCAGACACUUCACUUUAGCGUGAAUUAAUUAUUUGGUAUAAAUUAAUUAUGUACAUGUUUGUAUUCAUUUAAUAUAGAAGUUGAUACGAUGGCCGACGGGGGCAAACAACAUCCGUUAUAUAAAUAAGCUAAAGCUAUACAAAUACACAGGCAAUAAGAAAAUCAUGCAAAUUAAAGACAAUCUAUUAUGCUUUUCCUCUUCACUGACCUAUAAAUGUUGCUACAAUGUUGUAUUCUUGUGUUAAACCCACUGCAUCAGAUAAUGAGGUAACGAGUAAGCCCUGAAAGCACUUAUGGAUGGCUCUGCAUGCUGUGUUCCACUGACAUCAACGAAAACUUUCUUAUAUGGGCAUGCCCAGGCACAAGUGUGCAUAGAGUGUGCAUACAGCGAGCGGAGAGAGUGUGACCAAUCACAGUGGUAAGGGCCGGAGAUAGACUGUUUGAGGGGGAGGGAAGGACACCCAAGUAAACACUGCAGGGAUAGGUGCAGAGUCUGGAAGAUCUAGAUCUUUGGGGAUUAUUGUGUGUAGCUGCGCUAUAAGUGUCCACAACUCAAUAUAAAGGCCUUUAAUAAUAUGGCAAUCAGGAUGAAACAUAAAUGCAAAAGAAAAUGCUGAAAAUGCCGAAACACACAACCCAACCCCCCCCCCAAAAACUGUAGAGGAAGCGUAUGGACAUUUGCCCCGGUCAGCCAUCUUAUGUUGCUCUUUUGUUGAAAAACUAUGGUGGUUUUGAUUGUAUGUCGCUUUUAAGAUUUAUACAGUAUAUCAAACAAAAUCGCUCAAAAUUGCAGUAUAUUGCAUUUGAAAUAGUAAAACUAAUGUUGAAUACCUUGAUGUCCAACUUGUUGAUGACAAUACUUACAUAUUAUGUAUACUUUAAGCAAAUUUGCAUUUUUAUUUUGGCAUUAAGGCUCUUUACUCAUGAUUGUGUUGCUGCAACAAUGUCUGUGAGACUUCAUUUGUGACGUGUUUACUAUGGAUUGUAACCCAUUUUGUUUUGUUCCAGUGCUUCCUUUAAACAAAUGCACAGUACAGAGUGUAUUCUUUAAAAAAAAAAAAAUCUGUGCCUCAUGAAACUGGAUGUUUAAAAUGAACAGUGAAUUAAAAAUGUUUGUGUGUAUGAAUGCAGCACACACUUUCUAUGGCAUGCCA
Molecule: messenger RNA, 3567 nt
Organism: Doryrhamphus excisus (bluestripe pipefish)
Lineage: Eukaryota; Metazoa; Chordata; Actinopteri; Syngnathiformes; Syngnathidae
Source: RefSeq, a predicted model, not a curated record